Molecule: messenger RNA, 627 nt
Organism: Cladophialophora psammophila CBS 110553
Lineage: Eukaryota; Fungi; Ascomycota; Eurotiomycetes; Chaetothyriales; Herpotrichiellaceae
Exons: 1
Coding region: 1-627 (208 amino acids)
Cellular component (GO): intracellular anatomical structure
Molecular function (GO): oxidoreductase activity, acting on NAD(P)H, oxygen as acceptor
Source: RefSeq, a predicted model, not a curated record
AUGUUUUCUGCACGAACUUUGCGCCCUCUCUUUACCUCUCUUUCCAAGCCCAUACGACACAACAGCCUGUCCCGCAUGCUCCCUCCCUCUCGUCGCACUCUCAAGACUUUGCCACUCUUCUCUCUCUCAGAUAAAACAUGCGUCGUAACUGGGUCUGCUCGGGGAUUGGGAAAGGAGUUCCUUACAGCUUUUGCUCUCUCUGGCGCCAGAGGAGCGUGCAUUGACUUGUCUCUGAAGGACUGCGAAUCGUCCAUCGCCUCUAUAGCCUCUCAAGUACGAGACACCUACCCAAAUGACGCGGUUCCCGAACUUCGUGCCUACGAGUGCAAUGCAACCAUCGAGUCAGACGUGAAGACAACCUGGGCAAAGAUCGUUGAGGACUUCGGGAAAGUUGACGUUCUUGUCACAGCUGCUGGAAUCGUAGAUAACGUCGAGGCCGAGAAUUAUGAAUAUGCCCGGUGGCGGAAGAUGUUGGACAUCAACAUUGAGCAAGUUCAACCCACUCUGGCCUCCGCAACUUAUAAGAAAUCGAACGGAGCUGACUGCAGAACUCUCACAGCGGCUCAUGGCUUUUCGCCCGUGAAGCUGGCAAGCACAUGCUCCAACACAACAUUCAAGGCUCCAUAA